GUGACACAUCCCGAGUUGUUAGAAAUUUUAUUCAUUUUACAAAGAAAAAUACGCGUCAAAUAUAUUAAAUAUUUUUCUCUUAGUUUUAUAGAAAUAAUUUUUUGGAAUUGGUAAUUUUGUGCAUUGAAAAUAUUAAAAAAGCAUUAGACUUUCAAUUGUUUUAAUUGUGUUUGGCAUCUUUUCUGUCCACAUAAAUUAACAAGAAAGAAAAAUAGUUUUUGACAUAUGGGUUGUCAUUUGAUUUGGUGAAAUGUCAAAUUAGAACUUAACUAUGUAUGUACUCAAAUCAAAUUCAAAACUACAUUGAAUAUCUUGGAAAUUUAGAAAAAAAUACAUAAAACAUAAAUCAAAAAAAGAAAUUAGAAAAUGUUCAGUAAAAGGGGUUCGAGUUCUGGUGCAAAAGGUAGUCGUUCACAAAGCGGUUCGUCAACUUCUUCUAAAAUCACAGUAACGAAAACUCCUCAUCAGACUUCAGGGGGAACUAAUAUUAUAUUGGAAACGAAUGAUACGGAACCGACCGUUAAUAUACCAUUUAUUAAAAUUGGUGAUAAUGCACGUUUAUUGCCAAAAUAUUCGUCUUCGUUAAUGAGAUCGAAAGAUGACUUUGUUCCAGCCGAAGAUUUGGAUUUUAUACAAUUAGAAUUAGAAAGCUUAUUAUCCACCGUUGCGCAGAGACAUAGAUUUCUCAAAUUGGAAUAUGAGUCUUUAGAAAAGGAUGAUAAACGUCGUAGUAAAAUAGUAGAAAAACAACCGUCAUCACCUGGCAAACGCAAAAGAUUAGAUGAUAAAAAAUCUAAGACUUCACAGUUCAAAUCAACAAAACAAAAAAAUCCAAAUUCAACAUAUUCUCCGGCUGCAUCCUUACAUACGGAUGAUAGCAGUGAGUCAACAACACAUUCGAUACCUCAACAACAGCAGCAACAGCAACAUCAGCAGCAUCAACAUCAUCAUCCGCAUCAUCACACCCAAGCACAUCAUGUACCAAAAAAGGAACAAAAGCUAAUGCUGCCUAAGAAUGAUAUCCCAAAUAAAUUUUGGCUUUCAGUUGAGCCUUAUUGUAUGCCAUUAACUAAUGAGGAUCUUAAAUUAAUUGAUGAUUUAUUAGAGCAGUAUCAAGGGCCUUUAAUACCACCUAUACCUGAUCUUGGACCUCACUAUAGCUCUAUAUGGGCGGCCGAAGAUAUUAAGGAAGAGAAAGACAACUCUAGUUCAAACCCAAAAUCAAAAUCAAAAAACAGUUUACACACAAAUAAUAUGGACAGUGGGGACUUAUUAAAAAAGGGGGAGAAAAUAAUGGGUGAAGGUAUUACAGGACCCUUAACGCAACGUUUGGUUUCAGCAUUAAUGGAAGAGAAUUUAAUUACGGAUGGUUUUUCAAAUGCGGACAGCAAUAGUAGUUCCGAAAAUACCACAUCAAAUUCCGCCUCCACCUUAAGAUCUCUUUCUCUAAUGAAAAAUGGCAUAAGUAUAGAAAAGCGAAUGAAAAAGGAGUUAAUAGAACAAGGAAUAUUGGAUUUAGAUGAUUUUCCAAAGAAUGAUGAAGAUGAAAUAUUAAAUGAAAUAAAACGUGUUGUAGCUGAGUUAACUGCCAUUUCAGAAUUCAAUCGAACUGAACUACAAAAUUUAAAAUUAGCUGCAAAAGCAGAAUUACAAAGACUGGAAGUUAAAAGGAAAUUAGAUCAAGUAGAUCAGGAAAUCAUAGAAAUGUACAAAAAAGUUCUAAUAGCAAAGCAGAAACGUCGACCGUUAACUUCGAAUGAGCAGGAAGAUAUAUUCAGAUUAACGCAAGAGCAAAGAAGAUUAUGUGAACAAUUAGAUAGCAUGCCAGUUCCUGGACCAAAUUCAAAGGAGUAGGUGCUUUCUUCUGUCCUAUUCUUUUUCAUUUUUUAUUAAAUUACCACUGCUAGUUUUAAAAAAAAUCUUUACUUUUAGUCUUAAAUUAUUAAUUGGACAUUUAGUUUUUAUCGUAACUUUUAAUAUUAAAUGUUUAGUUUUAAAAAUAAAUUGAUUUUUUUCUAUUUAGAAAAAAUUUUGCUGUCAAAAAUAUCUUAAUAUUUUAAUUAUUUUAGUUAAAAUUAGGCUACAACAUUUUUAAAAUUAAAAUAAAAUAGCUACAUAUAUAUCUGUAGAAAAAA
This is a messenger RNA of Condylostylus longicornis, 2135 nucleotides long. It is a transcript of the gene Ada3, whose product is annotated as transcriptional adapter 3. The transcript has 7 exons. The record is from RefSeq and is a predicted model, not a curated record. Gene Ontology annotation, molecular function: transcription coactivator activity. Bases 367 to 1854 code for a protein of 495 amino acids. Gene Ontology annotation, biological process: regulation of transcription by RNA polymerase II. Gene Ontology annotation, cellular component: SAGA complex. Lineage: Eukaryota; Metazoa; Arthropoda; Insecta; Diptera; Dolichopodidae.